AAAUACAAUAAUGCAAAACUUAAUUUACAAGACAAGACACAAAAUCCACCCUGCCAACGGCCGGGAAGAAAGCUAGUAUCUUAUUGUACAUUUAACAUUUCCAAGCUGUCGAGCAUUUGAAUAAUGUACGCAGGUCGGCUCACAGAUUGGCCACAUGCAGACGCCUGUGCUGGGACAGCCACAGUUUUACUCGUUUCCUGAACGACGUCUCCUCCAAAACGUGAUGUCUACCUUCAACCUUGUUUCGGUUCCGUUACCUUUGACCACGCUACCCACGUCGUUAAAACGGUGGAUGAAAAAGAGCAUAUUAUUAUAUUCAUUCAGGAAGAUACCCGUCUUCCCAACCAGCAGCAUCCAAAGACGUGGGCCGAAGAUAUUCCCGUAUUGGGUUACAGUGUCCAUCCAAUCUAAUCUAUGGGCCACAUUCCAGAUUGCGACCUUUUCUCUUCCCUCACUUGUUUUCCUUUGUUUUAUACGGAAAAGAAAAACCCCUGCACCUUGGAUUUCCUUCUAUUUAACCCUCUUCCCAUUGCUUGCCUUCUCUUCCAUUCCUCUUCAUACUAUUAAUUCACACCCCGCACAAAUCGACUCACACAACGAAAGUGAAAAUGGCAGCAACAGUAGUGGAGACAUGGGUGAACGAGCUAGCCAAGCUCAAGGCAAAGGUGGUUCGCCCCAAGAACAACAAGUCGUCAGCACAAGACGAUGCUGCAGCAGAACAAGGAACAGAGAAGCAGGUGAUGAAAAAAGGCUCGAACGUGGUGAUGGUUCAUCGGUCUGAGUCGGACAUCUGCAGUACGAUGUCCGAGGAUACUGUUCGCUUGAUCAUGGACCGGUUUGUGCCCUGGUGACCAAGGCGCCCUGCAUCGUCGCUUUCCAUUCUCCUCUACAAGUUUUCCUUCAAUGUGUAGCUUUCGUUUUCUUUCUUCUUAUGCUGCAGCCUUAGCUAUAUCAGAUGUAUAAUUAAGGAUUGUAUAGCAUUAGUUCUUUUGCAGUGUACAUAUCAUCGGGCUUUAGAGCUCCUCCUGUCCUCUGUGAAUUGGGUAUGCUUUCUCUUCCUCCGCUCGUCAAAAAUGAUGAAAGUUUUUAUUCAAUGGAACUGAGAAGUGAUAGCCCUUUAACAAGAGCUUUGUAAUGUAUAUAGGGGGAAAAGGAGUUACAUCAUUAUGAAAAGUUUGGAGCUAACAAUGACAGAGUGAUGUUGACAAUUCCCCCCCUAUUCUGUUCAAGUAAAAUGUUCCAGAAACAGCUUGCAGAAGAAAUUUCUUCAACCUUU
Messenger RNA from Linum trigynum, 1276 nucleotides. Lineage: Eukaryota; Viridiplantae; Streptophyta; Magnoliopsida; Malpighiales; Linaceae. The record is from the annotation of a GenBank genome assembly.